Carassius gibelio (silver crucian carp) is the source of this 2518-nucleotide messenger RNA. RefSeq names its product solute carrier family 2 member 8 (gene slc2a8). Bases 241 to 1725 code for a protein of 494 amino acids. The transcript has 10 exons. Gene Ontology annotation, molecular function: transmembrane transporter activity. Gene Ontology annotation, cellular component: membrane. Lineage: Eukaryota; Metazoa; Chordata; Actinopteri; Cypriniformes; Cyprinidae. Gene Ontology annotation, biological process: transmembrane transport. The record is from RefSeq and is a predicted model, not a curated record.
AAGUAACGUUAUGUAUUUAUUAAUAUCAGCUGACAGCACAGGUUUCUUUUACUGUCUAUGGGUUUAGCGAAAUAAAGCGGGUUUUUUCUCGGGAUGCGGAAAGACAAAGCCUUUGAUACAUCCCUGGCUAAACUUGUGUGUGCGUUGUCAGUUGUAUUCAUGACAUAAAACACAGUUUGUCAGUGGCGAUUAUCUACGGACUGCUUGAUGAUUUGAUUAUCGUUUGCGAGCGGAGACACGAUGGAUGAUUUCGAGGAGACCAGACCACUGCUGGUCAACAGUGAGCUGACAGACGAGGACAGAUCGGAGCAGGACUCAUAUCUAGAUAAAGUUAAGAAUGGGAAACUGUACAUGGCCACAUUCGCAGCAGUCCUGGGACCCCUGAGUUUUGGGUUUGUCCUGGGUUACAGCUCUCCUGCCAUACCUGAGCUCCGCAGAAUCCAGGACCCAAGACUGCAGCUCAGCACAGAUGAAGCUUCCUGGUUUGGGUCCGUGGUGACCAUAGGUGCAGCUUUUGGGGGUCUCAUUGGAGGAUGGGUUGUGGAGAGGAUCGGACGAAAAUUGAGCCUUAUGUUCUGUGCAGUACCAUUCAUCUGUGGGUUCACCGUCAUUAUCGCUGCUCAGAACCACUGGAUGUUGUAUGUGGGCAGAGUGCUCACUGGUCUGGCCAGUGGAGUGACUUCUCUUGUGGUGCCUCUUUACAUCUCUGAAACAGCUCAUGAGCGUGUUAGGGGAACUAUGGGAUCGUGCGUGCAACUAAUGGUUGUGACAGGCAUUAUGGGAGCCUAUGUAACAGGUUUGUUCCUGGACUGGCAAUGGUUAGCAAUCACAUCCUCUAUCCCUCCCACACUAAUGCUGGUGUGUAUGUGCUUCAUGCCGGAGACGCCACGAUUCCUGCUCUGCCAAGGGAAGAGGAGAGAGGCAGAAGAGGCCCUGAGCUUCCUCAGGGGUCCUGAUGCCCCGGCAGAGUGGGAGUGUGCUAGAAUAGAAGAGGCCUACAAAAAUGAAGAGCAAAGCUUCAGUCUGGCCGAUUUGAAGGACCCUGGUGUCUUAAAGCCUUUGGGCAUAGGCAUUAUGAUGAUGCUCCUCCAGCAAAUGACCGGCAUUAAUGCCAUUAUGUUUUAUGCAGAGACGAUUUUCGAGCAGGCCCAUUUUAAAAGCAGCGAUGUGGCCACUGUUAUUGUCGCAGCCACACAGGUGGUCUUCACUGCAAUUGCUGCUGUUAUCAUGGACAGGGCUGGGCGGAAAGUUCUCCUCAUCUUGUCUGGUGUCACCAUGUGUGUUAGUGAAGCAGUGUUUGGAGUAUAUUUCAAGUUGACUGUGAAGCAUAAUAACUCUACACUGAUAAGUUUACUAACAGACGCCCAGGGUUCUCUGGAAGAGCAGCCUCCUACUGACCUGGCCUGGCUGGCUGUGGGAAGCAUGGGCCUUUUCAUUGCAGGUUUUGCUCUUGGUUGGGGUCCUACUCCUUGGCUGGUGAUGUCAGAGAUCUUUCCCACACGAGUAAGGGGAUUGGGCAGUGCUCUGUGUGUGCUUACCAACUGGACCUGUGCCUUCAUUGUCACCAAGACCUUCCAGAACCUCGUGGAUGCCAUAACCAGUGCAGGGACAUUCUGGAUGUUCUCAGGACUGUGUGCUCUCAAUGUCAUCUUCACUGCUAUUUUUGUCCCUGAGACCAAAGGCAGAACUCUGGAGGAGAUUCAAGCUCGUUUUAAGGGGACUUGACAGCACUAGACAAGUUUUCUGCUUGGUGCCAACACCAAAAUUUAGAAAAAAACAAACUAGUUGCAAUGAGAUGUUAGAAGCCUGUCAUUAUGUUUUCAAAUAAUGUAAACAUUUACAUAUUAAAUAUGUGUGUUUGAUACUUUUUUAAUGUGAUUUGUCAUUGAAUCAGCAAAAAUAGCGGCUGAUGUGAUAUAUUUUCAAGCAGUCUUCAAGAAUCUUUUAAUACUGUUAUAGUUGAUACUAAAAAUGAGAGAUGACGUGAAAAAUCAUUUUAACUUGUUUGCAGGUCAUAUAAAGGAUGUUUUUGAAAAAGGUCUAAAUAUACAACUAUUCAUUUGCCACAUGGAGAGUUUAUAUAAGCUUUAUUAGUUAGCAAUUUCCUCUGCAUCAACACAUCACCUUGGGUUACAUUUUAAUUAGAAGCUCAGUCAAUCUCAAAAAGAAUAUUAUAGGAAAUGUUGAAUUUAAAGUGAUUCUUGUCUUUAUAUUCUGAUGGUACUGUAUGCUGUUAUAAAUGUAUACUAAUUAAUGAACAGCAUUAGUGACCGCAUAAUUUUUUUUCUGACCUCAUUUACCAUUAACUUGCUCACUUUUUUGUGUUUAACGAAGAAGUUGAACCAAAUACGGUAUUAAUCCAAAUUUAUUUAACAUACUCUAUUGUUGGCUUCAUUCAGAAAGUGCGCAAAAUUAAACUGAAGUCUCAAAGGUGAAGUCGUAUGUUGUUUUGAACUGUGGAACUGAGUCCGUAAAGUUUAAUGCAUUGUUCUGACAAUAAAUAAUGUGCCAAAUACAA